Hyla sarda is the source of this 2352-nucleotide messenger RNA. RefSeq names its product tyrosine-protein phosphatase non-receptor type 11-like. The coding region runs from base 202 to 1986 and encodes 594 amino acids. The transcript is spliced from 16 exons. NCBI's taxonomy places the organism in Eukaryota, Metazoa, Chordata, Amphibia, Anura, Hylidae. Gene Ontology annotation, biological process: protein dephosphorylation. The record is from RefSeq and is a predicted model, not a curated record. Gene Ontology annotation, molecular function: protein tyrosine phosphatase activity.
GUCGUGUAGGGCGUGUCUGUGGGAGGGGCCAUGGUCGCAUGGAGUUACAGGAGCUGGCUGGGGGUGACCGGAUCUGUAUGAAAUUGCCGAGCCUGGCGGACGGAGAGCCCAGUGCUGGGAGCGGUGCGGCCGGGAGGACAGCGGGGACACGGGCUGACACACAAGGAUCCGCUCCCCGGACAGGCCAGGCAGUCAGCUGACAUGACGUCCCGCAGAUGGUUUCAUCCAAACAUCAAUGGAUUGGAAGCUGAAACUCUCCUUCUAACCCAUGGUGUACAUGGAAGUUUUCUGGCCCGGCCUAGCAAGAGCAAUCCUGGAGACUUCACACUGUCUGUCCGGAGACAUGAUGAAGUCACGCACAUUAAAAUCCAAAACACAGGGGAUUUCUAUGAUUUGUAUGGAGGAGAGACAUUUGCCACCUUGGCUGAGCUGGUGCAGUAUUAUACAGAACAGCAGGGUCUUCUGCGAGAGAAGAACGGAGACGUGAUUGAGCUCAAGUACCCGCUGAACUCGCAGGAUCCAACAUCAGAGAGGUGGUACCAUGGUCAUCUUUCUGGAAGAGAAGCAGAAAAGCUCCUGCUGGAAAAGGGAAAGCCUGGAAGUUUUUUAGUGCGGGAAAGUCAGAGCAAGCCAGGGGACUUUGUAUUGUCUGUCUUAACAAGUGAGGAGAAACUAGAGAAUGGAGAACGUAAAUCUCGUGUCACCCAUGUGAUGAUCCGAUUCCAGCCGGAUGGAAAAUAUGAUGUAGGAGGAGGAGAACGCUUUGAUACACUGACCGACCUGUUGGAGCACUACAAGAAGAACCCUAUGGUAGAGAAGUCGGGAGCGGUGGUGCAUCUUAAGCAGCCAUUCAAUGCAACACGAAUCAGCGCAGCAAACAUAGAGUCCAGAGUACGAGAGCUUAACAAAAUGGCUGACAACACGGAGAAGGCCAAGCAAGGCUUCUGGGAGGAGUUUGAGAUGCUACAGCAGCAAGAAUGUAAACUGCUCUAUCCCCGGAAAGAAGGACAAAGGUUGGAGAACAAGAGCAAGAACAGAUACAAGAAUAUUCUUCCUUUUGACACCACGAGGGUGGCUUUGAGGGAUACGGACGAAAGCAUUCCUGGGUCAGAUUAUAUUAAUGCGAACUACAUAAAGAGUACUCUGGAUGAGACACGUGGCAACCAGCCCUAUAAAGUGUAUAUAGCCACUCAAGGAUGCCUCCAGAACACAGUGUGUGACUUCUGGUCCAUGGUCUAUCAGGAGAACACCCAUGUUAUUGUUAUGACUACCAAAGAGAUGGAGCGCUCAAGGAAAAAAUGUUUUCGUUAUUGGCCUGAUGAAAACUGUUCCAAGGACUAUGGCUGCAUCCGAGUCUUGAGCCUGGCCUUGCACGAAGAAAAGGAUUAUAUAUUGCGGGAGUUACAGAUGUCACGCACAGACAGGGAAGAACUUCCAAGGCGCAUUUGGCACUAUCAGUAUCUGAGCUGGCCAGACCAUGGAGUCCCGAAUGAACCAGGAGGCGUUCUAAGCUUUCUAGAAGAAAUUAAUGCAGCACAGCAAAGUAUUCCAGGCUCUGGGCCUAUAGUGGUGCACUGCAGUGCUGGAAUUGGGCGCACGGGUACCAUCAUAGUUAUUGAUAUUCUGGUCGACAUUAUAAACAGACAAGGUUUGGACUGUGACAUUGACAUCCCCAAGACCAUACAGAUGGUGAGGCAGCAGCGCUCAGGGAUGGUGCAGACGGAGGCGCAGUAUAAAUUCAUAUAUAUGGCCGUACAGAAAUAUAUUGAGACAAGGAAGAAGUAUCUGGAGGAUGAGCAGAGGGGCAGGACAAAGGAGCGUGAAUAUAGCAACAUUCAUUACCCACUUGGGGACAAGUUAAAACCCAAAGCACCUUCAGCGGCAGCACCUAGCCAACCUAGAGUCAGCGAUGAUUCCACCUGUGUCUAUGAGAAUCUGAAUAUUAGGAGCACACACAAAUCAAGUACUAGUAAUGCUGGCAGAUAAUCCAUGGCAUUUCCAGAUGCACUGAUACUAAAUGAGACAGCACUUUUUGUCUCCAUUUCCCUGGCCAUGGCUAUCUGGAGUUGUCCCCAGUUCUGCAGCUUACCCCUGCCUAGCCCCUGCGCCAGCUCCAGACGGAGGAACACAAGUGUAAGAGAGACGUGAGCAAGGGGCACUUGUGAGGAGAACACAUCCACAGUAACUUAUUAUGAAAGAACAACCUUUUUUUUUUUUUUUUGCCUCAGUGUUUCGGAGUAUUUAUUUAAGUGCCUAUGAGAAGCCACUGAGUUUUAGAUAUUUUUAUUUGUCAAUUCUUUGUUUUACUCUUUGUUUUGUAAAAAUGUGUAAUAAAUAUGCUGGUCCUAAAGA